Odontomachus brunneus is the source of this 2910-nucleotide messenger RNA. RefSeq lists its product as uncharacterized. The record is from RefSeq and is a predicted model, not a curated record. Bases 1 to 2910 code for a protein of 969 amino acids. Lineage: Eukaryota; Metazoa; Arthropoda; Insecta; Hymenoptera; Formicidae. The transcript is spliced from 5 exons. Gene Ontology annotation, molecular function: nucleic acid binding.
AUGGGAUCUUGCCGUGAAUGCUCGGGUAGACACAACACUCUAUGUCACCUGCCAUUGAACAUGAAAGAGAAGCCUACCAAGGAGAGUGUUGAGACCCCAUCGAUGUCCAAUGCCAACAAUGAGAAUAACGAUCAGGUAGCAAUACAUUUGUCGGCGAAUGCGCUAGCGAAACAUCACGUGAUUAUAGCAACAGCGAGAGUUUACGCGAUACUGCCUAACGGUUCGAAUGUACCAUGUCGUAUACUUUUGGACAGCGUAAGUGAAGCGCAUCUUGUCACUAGCUCAGCGUGUAAUAAGAUCGGAGUUAGACGAAAUCAAUCUUCGGAAAUCAUUACGGGUGUAAAUGAACUCACGAAUCAAAUACAUCAAAACACUAAACUCGGUUGGGUCCUUGCCGGACCAAUCAUGUUAAAGACGAACUCCAAAACUUCUGACAUGCUCGUAACAACCACAUCGCUUCAUUGUUCCACUCAACAGGGUGAGUCACUCAAUCGAAAUCUCGAACGAUUUUGGGAAAUCGAAAAUUGUAAUACCUAUGUACGUCCGAUUAUGUCCAAAACGGAACAAAAAUGUGAAGAAAUUUUCGAGCUAACGACCGUGCGUGAUAAUAAUGGUCGAUUCGUCGUGCGUUUACCCAUUCGUGAAGAUGCUGAACCGUUGGGCGAAUCUCGCGGAAUCGCAGAAAAUAGAUUAAGGCAAUUGGAACGUCGUUUUAAGAGUAACCCAUCAUUGCGAGAGGAAUACAAUAAGUUUAUGCGCGAAUAUGAGACAUUAGGUCACAUGUCACAAGUAAGGGACGAUGAAGAUAGACCCAAUUCACAGACUGUAUAUUUACCACACCAUUGCGUUGUAAAGGAAUCUAGUUCUACUACACAAUAUCGCGCUGUUUUUGACGCAUCUAGUAAGACUACGUCAGGACGAUCUCUUAACGACAUAUUGAUGAUCGAUCCUACAAUCCAAAAUAGUUUAAUAGAAAUAAUGAUUCGGUUUCGUAUGCACAAGAUUGCGUUAACUGGAGAUAUAAAAAAGAUGUAUCGUCAAGUAAUUAUUGAUCCGCAAGAUCGCGACUAUCAACGAAUUUUAUGGCGAUAUUCAUUAGAUGAACCGAUUCGUGAAUAUCGUUUGAACACAGUCACUUACGGAGAAGCUAGUUCAUCGUACUUAGCUAUUAAGUGCAUAUGUAAACUCGCAGAAAUAGGCGAACACGCGUAUCCAAAUGCUUCACGCGUACUACGAGACGAAACCUAUGUAGAUGAUAUCAUGACAGGCGCCGAAGAUGUAAAGGGUGCAAUUGAGUUGCGUGCACAGAUUUCAGAAUUAUUAAGCACCGGAGGUUUCGAAGCUCACAAAUGGCAUUCGAAUUCUCCGGAGGUUGUAUCCUUAACGCCACAAAAUGAGAAAAUGUCUUUUAUUCUCAGUAUUGAUGACAAAACUGCUAUCAAGGCUCUCGGAUUAGAAUGGAAUCCGGAUGAGAACAAUUUUAAAUUCACUGUGCAUAAACUCGCAUCCUCUAUAACGAAACGACAAGUACUUUCUGCAAUAAAAUUAUUAAGCACCGGAGGUUUCGAAGCUCACAAAUGGCAUUCGAAUUCUCCGGAGGUUGUAUCCUUAACGCCACAAAAUGAGAAAAUGUCUUUUAUUCUCAGUAUUGAUGACAAAACUGCUAUCAAGGCUCUCGGAUUAGAAUGGAAUCCGGAUGAGGACAAUUUUAAAUUUACUGUGCCUCCAAUAAAGACAACAACGUUACCUCGAUUAGAGUUAUGUAGUGCCGUCCUAUUAACACGAUUAGUAACCGUAGUUCUUCGAGCCCUCAAAAUACCGAUUAAGAACGUAAGAAUGUGGUCUGACUCCAUGGUCGUGUUAUAUUGGAUACGCGGCGAUGUGUCACGAUGGAAAUCUUUUGUCGCAAAUAGGGUAACCGAGAUCAACGAAACUAUACCAGCAGUAACCUGGGGUCAUGUAAGUGGCAAGGAAAAUCCAGCAGAUGUGCUAUCUAGGGGCACUAGUCCUCGGCUACUUGAGGAGCUACAAUCAUGGUGGGUGGGACCGCCUUGGUUGCUCGAUAAAGGAGUAUUAACGGAAAAUCAACGAGAGUUCGACUUAUCGCCAGAUGCUUGCAAACUGAUAUUCAUUGAAGAGCGUAAGAAGGGACAAACUUGCCACGUUGCUACUGGAGGUCAACAACUCAUUGCAAAUUUACUUAAUACUUUCUCGUCAGUAACGAAGAUUGAGCGAGUAAUCGCUUAUUAUCGACGAUUCAUAUUAAAUGCAAAAAGGAAGCCACAGGAUCACAUCUUGAGUUCUUUGUCAAUGCAGGAGCUGUGUGAGGCACGUCGUGUUCUUAUCCGUUAUGUACAAGCGAAUCACUUUGCAAGGGAAUUUUCGGAUUUGAAGAGCAAUCGUAAUAGCAAAUCUUCAAGCAAGAUUGCAUCCUUGAUGCCCUUUCUCGACAAUCAAGACAUCAUCAGAGUAGGCGGUCGUCUGCAGCAAAAAGUUGAUUUUGCAGGACCGAUCAUCACGCUGGUUAACAAGGGUCGUGGACGGAAAACAAAUAAAUCUUACAUCACUUUAUUCGUUUGUUUUGCGACCAAGGCGAUUCAUUUGGAAGUCACGAGUGAGUUGUCAACCGCUGCCUUUAUGGCGACUCUACGUCGAUUCGUGAGCAGAAGAGGAUGUCCGCAUACUAUAUGGAGCGAUAAUGGUACAAACUUCGUUGGUGCCAACAGAGAAUUGACAGAAAUUCAGCAGUUCAUAAGAUCUCAAGUCGUAGAUGAGGCAGGAGACAUGCUUACUAACGAAGGGAUCAAUUGGCGAUUUCUUCCUCCAAACUCUCCCCACAUGGGAAGCUGGAAUAAAAUCAUGCAAAUAUCAUCGCAAACGAGUAAUGGGAAACGUAAUGUUCACCUUUGA